This is a messenger RNA of Protobothrops mucrosquamatus (brown spotted pit viper), 3293 nucleotides long. RefSeq names its product ribosomal protein S6 kinase C1 (gene RPS6KC1). Gene Ontology annotation, cellular component: early endosome. Lineage: Eukaryota; Metazoa; Chordata; Lepidosauria; Squamata; Viperidae. Gene Ontology annotation, biological process: protein phosphorylation. Gene Ontology annotation, molecular function: ATP binding; protein kinase activity; phosphatidylinositol binding. The transcript has 16 exons. The record is from RefSeq and is a predicted model, not a curated record. The coding region runs from base 1 to 3207 and encodes 1068 amino acids.
AUGAUCUCCCCGCGGAUUCGAGGCGGGGAGGUGGCCCGAUUCUACACGGUCACCGAGCCCAAGCGCCAUCCUCGGGGAUACACGGUGUAUAAGGUCACCGCGAGGAUUGUUUCACGGAAAACUCCAGAAGAUGUCCAAGAGAUAGUCGUUUGGAAGAGAUACAGUGACUUUAAGAAAUUGCACAAAGAACUCUGGCAGAUUCAUAAGCACUUAUUCAGGCAUACAGAAUUGUUUCCUCCUUUUGCUAAAGCAAUAGUAUUUGGGCGAUUUGAAGAAGGUGUGAUUGAAGAGAGAAGACAGUGCGCAGAAGAUUUGCUUCAGUUUUCUGCCAACAUCCCCAUGCUCUAUAAUAGCAAGCAGCUUGAAGAUUUCUUUAAGGAUGGAGAGGUGCAUGAUGGAUCUGAAUUGAUUGGUCCUGCAGAACCUCUGGUGGACUCUCUGAUAGACAGCUUAUCUACCUGCAGUUUUGAAGUUCGGAAGGAUAUUGGUGUCCUUGAUGAAGUGACACUUAGCCAGACAGAAUAUGGAGGUUUAUCCAGUGACAGUGACUUGAUUUCCUUGACCAUUGAUGCAGAUUCUCUUGUUGAGUUAGAUGAUGGAAUGGCAUCUAACCAGGAUUCCCCCAGCACAUCGCUUGGUCUCAGCUCUGCUUCUGAACAUCCAGUAUUGUCAUCUGCCAUUUUAGAUCAGGAAUGGAUCAAAUCUGAGAAUGAGAGGGAGAGCCGGGGUUUAUUCACUGGGAGCUUGAAGGCCAAGCUUGGCAGAAGAGAUUACUUGGACAAAGCUGGAGAACUGAUAAAGCUGGCCUUGAAGAAGGAGGAAGAGGAAGAUUAUGAAGCUGCAUUUGGCUUUUACAGAAAAGGAGUUGAUCUGCUUUUAGAAGGAGUUCAAGGAGAAUCAAGUCCAACUCGUCGUGAAGCAGUGAAGAGGAAGACUUCAGAAUAUCUGAUGAGAGCAGAAAAAAUUUCCAGUCUUUACUGUAGACCCUCAUCAGAAGAUGCCUCAGUACUUGGCCCUCCAGGAUCACUCAGUUCAAGGCCCUCUUGGAACCUAAGGAGCCCUGCCGAGGAACUGAAGGCCUUUCGAGUCCUUGGGGUGAUUGACAAGGUUUUGCUUGUAAUGGAUACUAGGACACAACAGACAUACAUACUGAAGGGUCUAAGAAAAAGUAGCGAAUGCAGCAGGAAGAGAAAGACCAUCAUCCCCCGCAGUGUGCCCAACAUGGUGGCUUUGCACAAGUACAUCAUCUCAGAGGAAUCGGUCUUCCUUGUGCUGCAUCACGCAGAAGGAGGCAAACUUUGGUCUUACAUUAGUAAAUUCUUGAAUAGGAGCCCCGAAGAAAGCUUUGAAGCCCCUAAAUCCAGAAAAUCCAGCUGUACCAAAAUACAUUUGCAUCAGGCAAGUCCUAGUCCUCAGGAUAUCCGCAAUAGCCUUGGCUCCAGAAGAAGUAACGGGGACAAUGUAUUAAAGGUUUUACCACUGCAGGACAGUCUCACUCCAAGUUUUCAAGAUGGUAGUAGUAACCAAGAAGAAGAUCAGGAAAGUUCCCCUAAAUGGAUUGACUCCGGAUCUAGUUCAGAAGAGGAAUGUACCACAAGUUAUCUAACAUUAUGCAAUGAAUACAGUCAAGAAAAAAUUGACCCUGGUUCAUUAAAUGAGGAAUCUGUCCUGAAACCAGAUGAUAAUGUUCUCAUUACCAAUGAGCAAAGAGUCCUCAAAGUGCAAGAUGAAGCUGCCUCUGGGAACUUGGAAUCUGCAUUCACGUGUCAGGAAAUAAAAGAGUUUGCUGACGAUGUGGAUCCGGAAGCUGCCAAUCCUACUAUGAUAUCAGAAUCAUUAAAUAAAUCCAAGAACAGCCCCAUGGAAUUUUUCAGAAUUGAUAGCAAAGAUAGCACCAGUGACCUUCUGGGGCUUGAUUUUGGAGAUAAACUUCAUAACUUAAAAUCAGAAUCUUUCAAACCGUUUUUUCCUACAUUAGAUCAGGAUAAGAGCCUUGAAGCCAUUGAAAACAGGUUAGGAUUUGCAUCUCAGGACACUAUCAGCAGGGGUUCUAAUGACUCUGUGCCUGUGAUAUCAUUUAAGGAUGUAGCCUUUGAUGAGGUCGGUAGUAUUGAUGAAGGAAGACCUGACCUUUUGGUCAACUUGCCAGGCAUUAUGGAGCAAAUGAAAGAGGCUUCAGUGGAUAGACCAACAAAACUGAUGGAACAGAAUGGAGACAUCUUGGAAAGCAAACUUUUGGAAACUCCCGAUGUCUUGCAAUUGAAUAACAGUGCAGAACAAAGCAGAGAGCUUGAGCAAAAGGUAGAGCAUCUGAGGGAAGGAAAAUCACAAGGACUAUGCAAAGACAAUCAGGAAGCAGUUAGGGCAUCCCAUACAGCUGAUACUGACUCAGUUGGUUUUGGGAACAGGAUGGCCUUUCAAGGACUUGGAGAAGCAUCAUCAUCUUUAGAUAUUUUCAGCAUAAAGGACAAUGUUAUGGUUGCCAGUGCAAACGUAGAUGUUGCAGAAGACAGCUUAGAUGUGGACAGUGAAGCUGUGUUGCUGUUUUCUGAUCAUACUGAAGAAAACUGUCAAGAGGGAACAGUUCCCUCUUUGUCCCACAAAGCAGAAAGCAAAGAGUUGGGUGUGAGGAGCAGAGAAGAGAAUGAAAUACAUCAUUUUUUUCAGGACUUGGAUGAGAGAUUAGCACUAACCUCCAGAUUUUACCUCCCUGAAGGCUGUGUUCAAAGAUGGGCAGCUGAAAUGGUUGUAGCCCUUGAUGCCUUGCAUCGAGAAGGAAUUGUGUGCCGCGAUUUGAACCCAAACAACAUCUUAUUGAAUGAUCGAGGACACAUUCAGCUAACGUAUUUUAGCAGGUGGAGUGAGGUUGAAGAUUCCUGUGACAACGAUGCCAUAGAGAGAAUGUACUGUGCUCCAGAAGUUGGUGUUGUUUUUGAAGAAACAGAGGCCUGCGACUGGUGGAGUUUGGGUGUCCUUCUCUUUGAACUCCUUACUGGAAUGAGUCUCUUGGAGUGCCACCCAGCAGGAAUAAAUACUCAUACCUGUUUAAACUUGCCAGAUCACAUUUCAGAAGAAGCCAGAUCACUCCUUCAACAGCUUUUGCAAUUCAAUUCUGUGGAACGUCUUGGUGCUGGAAUUGCUGGAGUUGAAGACAUCAAAGCACACCCUUUUUUUGCCACCAUUGAUUGGACCGAAUUAGCUAAGUGAAAAACUGUACAAGUUGUCUAUGCUUAGGCUGCAGACUUUUAACAGACAAUGCUCUUGGCUUGCUGCCAUCAUGAAGACUUUAAGGU